UAAUGUCUAUGGAAAUUAUAUUCAGUAAUGACAUUUACCGUAAGUUUGUAAAUUAUUAGAAUAAUACAUUCUAACAUUCAUACAUUUAAAAAAUGUAGUACAAUGUAAAUUAUCACAGUAAGUCAAUUUUUUCAUUAUUUACAUUAGUGUUAUUUAUUAUUAUAUAUUAUCACGUAAUCUUUUUCUGUCAUUAUGUCUAUAGAAUUUGUUAAGUUAGUUUAUAAUAUUUACUAAAAAUGCUAUUGUCAUAAUUAUCAUUAUUAUUUUAACUCAUAUAUGUAGAAUAACGAAUAAGCCCAUUCUGAGAUUUCGACGCAUUCUAAAAAUUCCUGUGACAUAACCUGUUAUGAGCAAUAUACAAAUGAAAGAGUAUAAUAUUCGUAACUUAUUUUUGAUUUUACAAAUUCAUCAAACUAUUAUUUUUUAACAAGAUAAUACGUUGGAUAUACAACGCUCAAUACAAAAUGAAAUCAAAGACAAAAGCUAAAAAAUCAAAUGGGAAAUUUGGGAAAGUUAAAUUUUCUCCAAAAGGAAUUACUUCUAUAAAUCCAGACUUAUCACAACUACAUCCGCCUAUAGACAUAAGUGAUUCGACUUUAUAUCGUGUGAGCAAAAUUUUAGAAAAUGGCAGUGAUGAAGUUAGAUCUAUUCUGGCAUAUGAAUGUGAUUUAGUAUAUGAAUGUCGCAUAUGCCGAAGCCUUUUUAGAAGUUUGGUCAAUUUUAUUUCUCAUAAACGUGUCUAUUGUAAAGAAAAAUUUGAUGUUACAUUUGUUAGGGACUCCUCCAACGAUUAUGAUAUAACUUCCACGAAUAAUUUAGACAUACAAAAAACACAGGGCCUAUUUAAAGAAGGAUGUGGAAAUGAUCGAAUUUUAAGAAGUCAAGCUUGCAAAGAAAAGGAAAAGAAGGAUCUCACUGCAAUUGUUAAUACGCUGCAGAAAAAACAAAUAGAAAACUUACAAACAAACACUCAACGAUUAUGUUUGGAGACUGUACAUUCAAAUUCAUCGGCAGUAUAUCAAACUGUUGAAUCAGUGCUUUCAACUGAGAAUCAUACAGAUUUAAUGAAAGCACAGGUAACAGAGCUAAAAAAUAUAAAUGAGAGGACUGUAAUGUUAGAUCUGAAUGGCCAAGUCUUAGAAUUUAGUCAAAAGUUGAGUGGUAAUACAAUAACUCAAGUUCGUAAUAAUGAAGAAAGUGAUAAGGAAGUUAUUUGUCCUAUAUGUUAUGCGAAAUUUUCAACGAAAAAAACAUUAACAGUUCACACAAGGACACUACAUACAUCUCACAGGUUAUGUUACCCAUGUCCUUGUUGUUCUAGUACAUUUGCAAAUACGUGGAGUGUUUAUAGGCAUCUCUUUAAAGUUCAUAGAAAAUCUAAUGAACAAGUGAGGAAACUCAGAUCACAAAUUCAAGAAAAAGCAUUUAUUAAAGAUACUACUAUUGCUGAAGAUUUACAAAAGGAGGAUGCUCAAAAAACUUUAGUGAAUAGUGCACUAAGGGCUAAUGAAACACAGGAAUGGAUAGAUCAGUUGGAAUUGGAUACAGAGUUACAAAGAUGUGGUGGAUGUGGAAAGAGAUUUGAUAGAAAAGCAGCGUUAUCAGCUCACUUGCAAUAUUGUAAUAGGCGUGUUGCAGCAUAUGAAAGUAUAACUAAAGACAAAAAGAUCAAUAAAAUUCCAUCAAAUGAUGUUUCAAAUGGAAAUACUAAUGAAACAUCUAUUCGCGUGGAGGCAGUUGCCAGUUUAAGUAAAGCGGACUGGGAUAUGUUGAAUAGUGAAGGACUAGUUUCACAAAAUGUAUCUAAUGGGAAUGUUGCAAGAAUUCUCGCAAAUGAAGUACAAGAAAACUUGGCGAAAGACAAUCUUUCUUCUGCAAGUGAUGUUUCUGACCCUUUAGAAAUUGUGUAUACUAGUAUAAACAAACAUAAAGCUAAUGUUGGGAGUAAGAAACGAAAAAAUAAGGAAAGUACAAAAAGAUUGAAUAAUAAUGCAGAAAAUAUUGCAAAAGGCAUAUCUGUAGAAGUGAACAUUGGGCAUGACACAGCAACUGAAAAACUGGAUCAUGUAUUAUCAAUGGAAAAGAAAGUAGCUUCAAUAGUAAACUUCGAAAAGCUUGAGUGCCUUCCAUGUAAACGAAAAUUCCCGUCUGUGCAUAAUCUAAGAAGACACGCUGCCAUUCAUAUUGGAUGGAAUCGUUAUCAAUGUAGACUUUGUGACUAUAAGUGUUUCGUUAAGUGUGAUUGUAUAGCACAUUGCAAUAAAGUUCACAACGCUCAAAACAAUCGUGUUGUUAUAGACGAAAUGAUAACUCAGAUUCCAGACGACCAGUAUUUGUGUGGUCAAGAUAUUACGUCGAAUAUAACGAAUUUAGAACAGGAGAUUGAUACUCCAGAAGUUGUAGAAGUUAACAUUACACCAGGAAAUAUGGGAUUAGAAGUUAAAAUGAGAGAGAAAGGGAUGAAUGAAACAGAGACAAAAAUAGUUGAUAAAAAUUCAAUAGUGGUUCAUGAAAAUGGUAAAACUCAAGAAAGCAUGGAUAAUGGUAUUAAAGGAAAUACUUUGGCAGUGGAUCAAGAUCUUAGAAAAAUGGUGAUGGAAGUUAUCUUUGGAUCUUCUGAAGUUCACUCCGCAAAACAAACAGGUGUGAAAGAAACUGAAGACUCUAGUUCAAAAUUACAAAAUAAAGGGGAAGGAGCACAAUUUAAGGAUUCUAAUUUAAAGGAAAGUGCGUAUAUGCAAGACAAUUUAAGACCGCAGCGUCCUAUUCGUAACAAAAUAAAGCCUCUAAACAAGGAUUUUAUCUACGAUUUAAAGGAGGUCACAUUUCGUAAAGAUUCUUUGAUCGUGAAAUCUUUAAACAAGCCACUUGCCAAAAAAUCUCCAGUACAGGAAGAUGACAAUUUGGAGAAAGAUUUAGACCAGCCGUCCAAGCGUUUUAAACCUAUAGAAGAUGAAGAAAUAUUAAUUCCUUGUGAAAAUAACACCAUAGUAAACAAAUGCGAAAUUGAACUCAGUAGAGGUUUUAAAAAUAGUUUUACUGUUUCUCAGUGCCGCAAUUAGUAAACAUUGCAUCAUAGUGGAGUCUCUAUUCAGUCAGAAAUAUAUUGUUUAAAUUGAUAUUAUUCAUUUCCAUGAACAAAUUUUUAGUAAAUUUUUAAACUAUAUUCUUCACAAAUAUAUAUAUAUACAUAUAUAUAUAUGUUAAUUUGUUCAGUAAUGUUA
Bombus pyrosoma is the source of this 3224-nucleotide messenger RNA. RefSeq names its product zinc finger protein 800. The record is from RefSeq and is a predicted model, not a curated record. Bases 465 to 3062 code for a protein of 865 amino acids. NCBI's taxonomy places the organism in Eukaryota, Metazoa, Arthropoda, Insecta, Hymenoptera, Apidae. The transcript has 8 exons.